GACAUUGAUAUACAUACAACACAUCAACCCACUAACCCUAUAUCGAGAAGAAGCUUAUUGUUCCAGAAUCAGGUGUAAGUACUGUCAAAACAAUGUCUGAUAUCCCUCAAGUUCCAUCCCCAUGGGUGCUCAAAGCCACUGCCUAUGCUUUUGGCUUCUGGGUACCCAAAAAGGAAGUUCGUGAGAAAGGGUUGCCUAGCCAUAUCGCCUACUCACCACUCGAAGCUUCAUCUUCUUAUGCGAACCCGGCCAACAGUAGACCGCUGGGCGGUCUGGCCAUGGUCGAACUCUUUCGGUAUACCGAAUCUCCAGUCGGACCGUACGACGAGAUCAUCCUGACACCUGGUUUCCACGAGUAUACGGUCGAUGGCAAGGAUGGGAAGCCUGAGAAGAGGAAGAACACGCGGGUGACGAGGAUCUACGUGAGCCAGAAAAACACAUGCUGGAAUGGAAGGAAGAAUUGGAACAUUCCCAAACACCUGGCGCAUUUCGAAUGGACCACCAAUUCAGACGGCUCUGAAACGGUCCGCGUCUUUCCCAACGACACAAGCGGCGAUGCCAACGAAGCCACCGUCAGCACGAUCCCUUUCUUCCAGGCGACCAUCAAGCCGGUCCCGUACGCUCCCGCCUUUCCCAUGUCGACGACGCCGCUCAAAUAUCUCGGCCUGGACAUCUCCAUCGUCGCACCACCACUCCCAGAAGGCAAAGGAAGCCAGGGAGAACUACCCGGUACGGACAAGUGGUGUGCCAUCCUGCCGGGGAUAUCUUCUCCGAGGGUCAUGCUGGCGUGGUUUGACAUCAAGCAGCCAGACCAUGGAUUAACCGUAGAAGAGGCCAAGAGCAGAGGGAUGAGCACGGAAGAAAAUUUUUGGCCAGGGCUUGGGAGAUGGCAGUUCGGAGUUAAGAUGGAGAACACGACUGUGGAUUUCCCCGAGGCCGAAUAUUGGGAUCCGCCAAAGUCGCAUUUGUAAUGCCGAUAUACAGGCAACUGGCUCUUGUCCGAAGUAGAGUAUCUCGCUUCACUCGGCUCCCGUCGCACUAGCUCCUGCGCUCACAACCGCCUCAUCGAUCGCAUACAAGGAGAACUCGAGCUACUCGGUUUACAAGUCAACAGUGAUGUAUGGACUUUUGACUACGAGAAUGUUUCCUCUCUCAAUCCAGGCGGGCUCUUCAUCAACUGCCAGGAACUGCGUGUCUCAUCUACGGCCCCCUACUCCGGUCACACUCCAGGCGUCACGGCUCAACUAGUGGCCAUUUCGGGAUCUACCAGCGAGACGGAUUGGUCACGUGCUAAAGACGCCAUAGCAGUUGUCAACAUCACCAACGCACCAGUCGAUCUCAACAUCAUCACUCCCAUCUGGCCUGGCUCGCCACAAUGGAAUCAAGGGCCUAUAACUGCAGUGCCCAGCGUCAGCGUCAACCCCGUCGUUGCAAGGCUGGCAGGUGCUCAUGAGGCAGGUGUCAAAGCAGCCAUUUACGUCUGGGAUGGCAUCACGGAUGAUCUGGCUACCGGUCUGUACGCGCCAUUUAACACGGGUUGGCUCGGGACUCCUGCCAUCUUUGUGUCUGGCUCAUCUGCAGACGUCGUACGAGCUACCCUCGCAGUCAACGGCACAGCAACAGUCUCGUUGCCAGGAGAACUAGUGCCAAACACCCCCACCCGCAACAUCUGGACCGUCAUUCCGGGUACAACUCAUCCCAACGAGUCGGUUUUGUUGACUACACACACAGACGGGACCAACAUUGUCGAGGAGAAUGGUCAUAUCCCUCUCCUGGCGUACGCCAAGUUUCUAACCGACCACCCACCACAACGCACAACCGUCCUGGGCUUCAUCACGGGCCACAUCCACUCGGCAGCUUUCACAGACACGAAGCGUUCGACGAGCCGCUGGAUGGCAGACCACCCUGAACUAUGGAACGGGACGUUCGGGAUGAAGGCAGUGUUUGCGUCGUGUGCGGAGCACCUGGGCGCUGUUGCAUAUGAAGAGGAUGUUGCUGCGGGUACGUACAAGUCGACUGGGAGACCGGAGGAUGAGAUACUGUACGCGUCGACGCCCGAACUGGUAGACCUACUACGGAGGGAGUGGCGCGGUGCUGAUCCUGGACUGGUGAGGGUGAUCGACCCCAAUCAGGGGCCGGUAGAGCAGUUUGGGGAGGGACUGCCAUUCUUUUGGGCUGGUAUCCCGGAGGUUUCGCUGAUAACGAGUCCGAGCUGGUUACUAAAUGAGUUUUCACACCUUGAUAACUUUGAUGAGAGGCAACUGAUUGAUCUGGAGGCGCUGCAGAGGCAGGUUGAUAGCUUUGUCAGAGUAUGGCGAGCUGCUGAUGCUGUAGAGGUAGCGAGGUAGUCAAGCAGUCAGAUAGGCACCUAAGUAGGUAGUCUGGUAAAUCAGGCAGGUUUGCAAGCAGGUUGGUAGUUUUUUUUAUGUACAUUAGUCCCCAGCGGCCGACGAUAUCUACAAGACAACCACUGUCGGAUCAGCAUACAUGCUAUAAAGAUUUGAAUAAAUUUAAACUGUAAU
Molecule: messenger RNA, 2522 nt
Organism: Pyricularia grisea
Lineage: Eukaryota; Fungi; Ascomycota; Sordariomycetes; Magnaporthales; Pyriculariaceae
Exons: 3
Coding region: 93-971 (292 amino acids)
Source: RefSeq, a predicted model, not a curated record